This is a messenger RNA of Rubroshorea leprosula, 925 nucleotides long. The record is from the annotation of a GenBank genome assembly. NCBI's taxonomy places the organism in Eukaryota, Viridiplantae, Streptophyta, Magnoliopsida, Malvales, Dipterocarpaceae.
GAUUCUGCUCUUCCUCUUCUCGCUGCAGCUCCCGAAAUCCCCCCUCCAAGCCGCCGGCACCAGCUUUGAAAAAUUGGUGAGAAAGCUUGGAAUAUCUCCUUCUUUCUUGUCCAAGAACCUGACUUGGAACCCAGAAAUCUUUCCCCUUUGCUGGAAAUUCCAGAUCUGCCUUGCUCUGCUUGUCUUCACCGCCGGCUGCUAGUGGGUAUGGGUGAUUUCUGGGCAUUUUUUUCGUUCCCGUGAGCUUCCCCUGCACUUGCCGCUGGCUUCUCCCCCUGCCAAGUCCGGUUCUGCAACUGGAAAAUUUAUGGUAGGACUAAACCCGUUUUACACGAGCACGACUAAUUUGAAGUGAAAUUUUUAUGCUUUUCGUUAAAUUGAGCAUGCCUACUUGAAAUUUAAUCGAUUGUCCUGAUGAUUUGAAAGUGAUUGGUGGAUUAUGAUUUUUCUAUUAACUUCUACCUGUUUUGCCUCCGAUGUGGUCAUGUUAUUAGUGACCCUGCUAGUAGGGGAGGUUAUAAACGUUAGCACAUGUCGACAUGUUAGUGAUAGAGCCGGUUCGUUUAGUGGCCCUGCUAGUGGGGAUUAUACACUAGUAAAUCGUGUGCCCGCCAGUGGGAGGUUUAUAAACGCUGGCCAUGACCUAUAGAGGAGACGUCUAUUUUGUUUCCGUACCCAUAUCGGUUUUUCGUGAUUGUACUUGUUGGCAUGCUUUAAGUUUAAUAAGGGCACUCCAUAUUUAUUUACUGAGUUUAUCUCAUAGUUUUCCUUGUCCACCAUUUCAGGAAGUGAAACCGAGGACGGGGAAACCACGGGAAGUGACGAGUUAAAAGGCUAGCCAUAUUGUAAUUGGAUAUAAAUUUUAGAUAUGAAUCAUGAUCUUGUAUUUGGAGAUUUUAUGAUAUCAGAGUAAAUUUUAAAGAUU